Messenger RNA from Ochotona curzoniae (black-lipped pika), 3149 nucleotides. It is a transcript of the gene THBS3, whose product is annotated as thrombospondin 3. Gene Ontology annotation, biological process: cell adhesion. The transcript has 23 exons. Lineage: Eukaryota; Metazoa; Chordata; Mammalia; Lagomorpha; Ochotonidae. Gene Ontology annotation, molecular function: calcium ion binding; heparin binding. The record is from RefSeq and is a predicted model, not a curated record. The coding region runs from base 70 to 2940 and encodes 956 amino acids. Gene Ontology annotation, cellular component: extracellular region.
UCUCCGCCUGCCUAGCCUUUUCCCCUCCCAGCUGCCUGUCUGCCAGGGGUAGUGAGCCGGCCGAGCGGCAUGGAGACGCAGGAACUUCGGGGGGCCCUGGCUCUUCUCCUCCUUUGCUCUUUGGCAUUUGCCAGUCAGGACCUGCAGGUCAUUGAUCUGCUGACUGUGGGCGAGUCUCGGCAGAUGGUGGCUGUGGCUGAGAAGAUCCGGACAGCCCUACUUACCGCUGGGGACAUCUACCUCCUGUCCACCUUCCGCCUGCCCCCCAAGCAGGGCGGGGUCCUCUUUGGCCUCUACUCUCGCCAAGACAACACUCGAUGGCUGGAGGCCUCUGUGGUGGGCAAGAUCAACAAAGUGCUGGUGCGGUACCAGCGCGAGGAUGGAAAGGUCCACGCAGUGAACCUCCAGCAGGCCAGCCUGGCCGACGGGCGUACACACACAGCCAUCCUGCGGCUCCGAGGUCCAUCCCGACCCAGCCCCGGCCUGCAGCUCUAUGUGGAUUGCAGACUGGGAGACCAACAUGCUGGCCUUCCUGCCCUGGCCCCCAUUCCCCCGGCCGAGGUCAGCGGGCUGGAGAUUAGGACCGGGCAGAAGGCUUACUUAAGGAUGCAGGGCUUUGUGGAGUCUAUGAAACUCAUCCUGGGUGGGUCCAUGGCCCGAGUAGGAGCCCUGAGCGAAUGUCCCUUCCAAGGGGACGACUCCAUCCACAAUGCAGUGGCCAGUGCCCUGCACUCCAUUCUAGGGGAGCAGACCAAAGCGCUGGUUACCCAGCUUACCCUCUUCAAUCAGAUCCUGGUGGAGCUGCGGGAUGACAUCCGAGACCAGGUGAAGGAAAUGUCCCUGAUCCGUAACACUAUCAUGGAGUGUCAGGUGUGCGGCUUCCACGAGCAGCGUUCCCACUGCAGCCCCAACCCCUGCUUCCGAGGUGUGGACUGCAUGGAAGUGUAUGAGUACCCAGGCUACCGCUGUGGGCCGUGUCCCCCAGGCCUGCAGGGCAACGGCACCCACUGCAGUGACAUCAAUGAGUGUGCUCAUGCUGACCCCUGCUUCCCGGGCUCCAAGUGCAUCAACACCAUGCCUGGAUUCCACUGUGAAGCUUGUCCCCGAGGAUACAAGGGCACCCGGGUGUCUGGCGUGGGCAUCGACUAUGCCCGGGCCAGCAAACAGGUCUGUAGUGACAUCGAUGAAUGCAAUGAUGGCAACAAUGGUGGCUGCGACCCAAACUCCAUCUGUACCAACACUGUGGGCUCCUUCAAGUGUGGCCCCUGCCGCCUGGGUUUCCUGGGGAACCAGAGCCAUGGCUGCCUCCCAGCAAGGACUUGCCAUAGCCCAGCCCACAGCCCCUGCCAUGUGCACGCUCACUGUCUCUUUGAACGUAACGGUGCUGUGUCCUGCCAGUGCAACGUGGGCUGGGCAGGGAAUGGGAAUGUGUGCGGCCCCGACACAGACAUAGACGGCUACCCGGACCAGGCCCUGCCCUGCAUGGACAACAACAAGCACUGCAAGCAGGACAACUGCCUUCUGACACCCAACUCUGGGCAGGAAGAUGCUGACAAUGAUGGUGUGGGGGACCAGUGUGACGAUGAUGCCGAUGGGGAUGGGAUCAAGAAUGUCGAGGACAACUGCCGGCUGUUCCCCAACAAGGACCAGCAGAACUCUGACACAGACUCAUUUGGUGAUGCCUGUGACAACUGUCCCAACGUUCCCAACAAUGACCAGAAGGACACAGAUGGCAAUGGAGAAGGAGACGCUUGUGACAACGAUGUGGACGGGGAUGGCAUCCCCAAUGGACUGGACAAUUGCCCCAAAGUGCCCAACCCACUACAAACGGAUAGGGAUGAGGAUGGAGUGGGAGAUGCUUGCGACAGCUGCCCUGAGAUGAGCAAUCCCACCCAGACAGAUGUCGACAGUGACCUGGUGGGCGACGUCUGCGACACCAAUGAGGACAGCGACGGUGAUGGGCACCAGGACACCAAGGACAACUGUCCACAGCUGCCAAACAGCUCUCAGCUGGACUCAGACAACGACGGCCUUGGGGAUGAGUGUGAUGGGGAUGAUGACAAUGACGGCAUCCCAGACUACGUGCCUCCAGGUCCCGACAACUGCCGCCUGGUGGCCAACCCCAAUCAGAAAGACUCAGAUGGCAACGGCGUAGGCGACGUGUGUGAGGACGACUUUGACAAUGAUGCAGUGGCUGACCCCCUUGAUGUGUGUCCCGAGAGUGCAGAGGUGACCCUCACAGAUUUCCGCGCCUAUCAGACCGUUGUCCUGGAUCCUGAGGGUGAUGCUCAGAUUGACCCAAACUGGGUGGUGCUCAACCAGGGCAUGGAAAUUGUUCAGACCAUGAACAGCGACCCUGGCCUGGCAGUUGGCUACACAGCCUUCAACGGUGUGGACUUUGAAGGUACCUUCCAUGUGAACACAGUGACCGACGAUGACUACGCAGGCUUUCUCUUCAGUUACCAGGACAGCGGCCGCUUCUACGUGGUCAUGUGGAAGCAGACGGAGCAGACCUACUGGCAGGCCACCCCCUUCCGGGCCGUUGCGCAGCCAGGCCUGCAGCUCAAGGCAGUGACAUCAGCCUCGGGUCCGGGAGAACACCUCCGGAAUGCCUUGUGGCACACAGGCCACACCCCUGACCAGGUCCGACUGCUGUGGACAGACCCACGGAAUGUGGGCUGGCGUGACAAGACUUCCUAUCGCUGGCAGCUCCUGCACCGGCCUCAAGUGGGCUACAUCCGGGUGAAGCUCUAUGAGGGUCCCCAGCUAGUGGCGGAUUCGGGGGUGAUCAUUGACACCUCCAUGCGAGGGGGGCGCCUCGGUGUAUUCUGCUUCUCCCAAGAGAACAUCAUCUGGUCCAACCUCCAGUACCGCUGCAACGACACUGUGCCCGAGGACUUUGAGCCAUUCCGGAGGCAGCUACUCCAGGGAAGGGCCUGAGGAGCUGUCACAGGAUUCAGAAUCCAGCCUUCUAGGGACCCCUUGGGCUUGGGGGUCUGUCCUGGAGACCCUGGAGGCUGGGGGGGGGGGGGUGUCUAGGCUACAGUCCGCCCCUCGGGCAACCACAGACCCCUCCUCUGGCACCCACUCGCCAGGAGUUCAGCCACUGAGUUGGGGAGGAUGGCACUGACCCACCCCACUUGUCAAGA